AUGCGCUCCGAAGAUCAAGCGUUACGCAUUCAUACGCAGCUUCUUAUUCCCGGUCGAGGACCACCGAUAGCGAACGCAGCAGUGGUGAUCCAAGCAGGCCGGUUUCUCUAUGUCGGCAAACAACAAGCGGUCCCGGGCGCUUUCCAGGACAUUCAACCCCAGUUCGUCCCUGUUCUGAUGCCAGGCAUGUGGGACUGCCACACCCAUUUUGCAGGCGUCACGCAAGUCACCUUCGCAGACAUGAUCGCCACACACCCCGCCACCUGCGGCGCGAACAACGCCCGCAGCUUCUCCGACACGCUUAUGGCCGGGUUCACCAGCGUCCGCGAUUGCGGUUCCUUUGCAAUCGAGAGCGCGAAAGCGAUCGAAGAUGGCUCUAUCCUGGGCCCCCAUGUGUACGGCGCAGGGGCUGCCAUCGGGCAGACAGGCGGAAGUUGCGACGCGCUCGAUCUUCCGGCUGAUUGGGUAUACGGUCGCCAGGGCGUGUCCCAGGGGGUUCCUUUUCCCGGGAUCAACGCACUGGUCAUUGCGGACGGCGUCGACGAGUGCCGACGUGCAGUGCGGCUCCAGAUUCGACGCGGCGCGGCAUGCAUCAAAAUCAUUGCCACGGGCGGGGUGAUGAGCGACGGGGACGACCCCAAAUACCGGCAGUUCUGCGACGAGGAGCUCAAAACGCUGGUUGAGGAAGCGAGUCUAGCAGGGCGCGUCGUCGCCGCGCAUGCGCACGGCAAACCCGGAAUUAUUGCUGCGGUGAAAGCUGGGUGUGCGACGAUCGAGCACGGGACGUUUAUCGACGAGGAGUGUGCGCAGCUCAUGAGGAAGAAGGGCACGAUGCUCGUCGCAACCCGACUGGUCAUUGAGAACGGGCUCAAGAAUCUUAGCAAAUUGCGUCCGGCCACGCGAGUCAAGAUGCAACGGGUUGACCGGGCCCAUAUGGAAGCCUACCGACUUGCUGUGCGUUCCGGGGUCAAGAUUGCUCUGGGGACUGACCUGGCCUCAUCGGACCCUUCUCAUUUCAACGCCCACGGGAAGAAUGGCCAGGAGGUCGUGCUUGCUGUGACGUGUGCUGGAAUGGCACCGCUUGCUGCUAUUGAGGCGGCUACGGCCAAUGGACCAGAGACAUUAGGCUCGCAGGCGCCGCGCAGUGGUCAAAUCGCGGUUGGGUAUGAUGCGGAUAUGUUGGGUCUCGACGAGAACCCUAUCGAGAACAUCCACCUUCUCGCUGAUCCUGAACAGAUUCGAUAUAUCUGGAAGCUUGGUCAGCUGGUCAAGGCACCUGGGAGGGCAAAACUUUCCCGGUAUCAGGUCUAUUGA
Messenger RNA from Aspergillus bombycis, 1314 nucleotides. RefSeq names its product metal-dependent hydrolase family protein. The coding region runs from base 1 to 1314 and encodes 437 amino acids. The transcript has a single exon. Lineage: Eukaryota; Fungi; Ascomycota; Eurotiomycetes; Eurotiales; Aspergillaceae. The record is from RefSeq and is a predicted model, not a curated record. Gene Ontology annotation, molecular function: hydrolase activity, acting on carbon-nitrogen (but not peptide) bonds.